This is a messenger RNA of Clunio marinus, 579 nucleotides long. The record is from the annotation of a GenBank genome assembly. NCBI's taxonomy places the organism in Eukaryota, Metazoa, Arthropoda, Insecta, Diptera, Chironomidae.
AUGGACGCUCGACCCCACAUUAAACGCCUCAUUUCCUCGCCCGUCAUGCCACGUUUCUUUAGCUCACCAAGUGUCGUUUUCAGAACCCAUUUCCAAUUGCUGACAGCUCCUUUACGUUGUUUUGCUCUUGUUUUGCUUUUUGAUUUAAUCACCAUUACGCCUCGUUGUUCAAAACGCGGAUCAUCGGAAGGUCCCAAACCAAUGGAAUAUUCUUCGAGAUAUUUCUGUGCGUCGGUCUGUGGAAUGGCGCGCUCAAGUUCAAAUGAAAAGUCUUAUUGGAUGAAACAAAGCAGAGUUAGUCAGUCAACUUACAUCAUAAUCACCAAGUGUUGUUUGAAACAAACCCAUCCAUGUACUUGCGUAUGUUCCGUAAGGUGUUUCAUCGACAUUUUCGUGUCCUUUAUAAAGGAAGAAGUAUGCUUGGGAGAAUCCAAACAAAACGAUGAUAUAAAUGAUGGAAAAGGUAAACAUGUCGCCAGUAAUCAUAGAAUAAAUCAUUGUGACGAAGGGUCCAGUCAAUCGGAUGGCACUUUGUGGAAAUUAAAGAUAAACAGAUCAGAUUUUCCACAACGAUUUUAA